Messenger RNA from Arvicanthis niloticus (Nile rat), 2637 nucleotides. Lineage: Eukaryota; Metazoa; Chordata; Mammalia; Rodentia; Muridae. The record is from RefSeq and is a predicted model, not a curated record.
CCAUGGGCCAGACCUCGGUGUCCGCGCUGUCCCCGCAGCCCGGCAGCGUUGAUGGACUAGACAAAGCGUCCAUAGCAAACUCAGAUGGCCCCCCAGCAGGUUCCCAGACACCUCCCUUCAAGAGAAAGGGGAAACUCUCCACCAUUGGUAAAAUCUUCAAGCCUUGGAAAUGGAGGAAAAAGAAGACCAGUGACAAAUUUAGAGAGACCUCAGCAGUAUUAGAGAGGAAGAUAUCCACCAGACAAAGUAGAGAGGAGCUGAUAAGAAGGGGCCUGCUUAAGGAAUUGCCUGAUCAAGAUGGAGAUGUAACAGUUAACUUUGAAAAUUCAAACGGGCACAUGAUACACAUCGGAGAGGAAGCUACCCAAGAGGAGAAUGUAGGGAAACCUGAAGAAGGGAAUGGCUCUGUGUGUGAGAAAACAUCACCUCGGGAGGAACAGGCAGAAGAGAAGCCAGAGAACACUGAAAUCCACUCUGAAACACCGGCUGCUCCUGCUUUAUCUCCUACAACUCCUCCUAAACCUAAACCCAAACCUAAACCAAAAAAAUCUCCUGUGCCUCCUAAAGGGGCCACGGCUGGGGACAGCCACAAAGGGGAUGAAGUGCCUCCUAAUAGGAAAAAUGCCAAGGCUCCCAGUAAGCAGGCCCCCAUCCCUCCACCCAAGCCAACAAGUCGAAAUACAUCCCGGGAGGCUGCUGGUUCUUCUCACCCGAAGAAAACAACCGGCUCCAAAGCAUCAGCCUCACCAUCUGCUUCCUCCACCUCCUCCCGUCCCAGAGCACCCAAGGAUUCACUUGCUGGCAAAGCAGGCUUGGGGACCGCAAGGGGCAAGAAAAAGAUUAGCAAGCAGCCGGCGGUGGCCCGACUCUCCCCCAGCACAACCACAUCUGACACGUCCAGUCUUAAAGGGGAGUUUUCAGACACUGGGGUAGAGAGCCUCAAACCGGAGGACACUGUCUCUGGAGCACAGGGGCAGGCCACAGGCAAAUCCAAGUCGACCUUCACUCUGCCGCCUGUCACAGUACCGCCAUCCCCACCUGCCCUUCCUCUGCCCCCUGAGGAUCAGUGCGCUGCUGCCGUGGUCACUCCCAUGGUCCUAGUCAGUGAUGGACCUACCCUGCCGGUCUCUGCCUUAGACACAAGUCAGCUCCUUUGGACUGAAGAACCAACGAACAGAACGACUCCGUACUCAAGCACCGGCUUAGGUGGGAGCAGAGAACUGGCAAAAUGUUUUACAACCAAAGAUGAGCUGGGAAAGGCUGGACCUCAGUUGCUGACCCCUGGGCAGGUGGGAGACUCGUCAGAAUCCUUCAGUGCUCCAGAGGAUGAGGCCCCAAGAGAGUACCAAGGCAAUGACUCUGACUCAGAUGGACCCAUCUUGUACACUGAUGAUGAUGAUGAUGAUGAAGAGGAUGAUGAUGAUGAUGAUGGCAGUGGAGAAAGUGCAUUGGCAAGUAAGAUAAGACGAAGAGAUACCCUUGCCAUCAAACUUGGCAACAGACCAUCCAAGAAAGAACUGGAGGAUAAAAACAUUCUUCAGCGAACAUCUGAAGAAGAAAGGCAGGAGCUGCGACAACAGAUCGGAACCAAACUGGUCAGGAGACUCAGCCAGAGGCCAACAACAGAAGAAUUAGAGCAAAGAAACAUCUUAAAACAAAAGAACGAAGAAGAGGAGCAAGAAGCAAAAAUGGAACUCAAACGGAGGCUCAGCCGGAAGCUCAGCCUAAGACCUACCGUGGCAGAGCUACAAGCCCGAAGGAUCCUACGGUUUAAUGAGUAUGUAGAAGUGACAGAUUCCCCGGACUAUGACCGCCGAGCGGACAAGCCCUGGGCCAGGUUGACACCUGCAGACAAGGCAGCAAUAAGGAAAGAACUAAAUGAAUUUAAAAGCACAGAAAUGGAAGUUCAUGAAGAGAGUCGACAGUUUACAAGGUUUCAUCGUCCAUAAUGAAGCGUGGGACUGCUCAGAAAUAAAGACUGAUCAUCCCUGGCAGAAGCCCUGCUUCCUGAGACCCUGACAUUGCACUGAGAUUUGAAUGUGUAUGUUUCCGUUUCGUUGUGGUGAAGGAGGUGUACGACUCGGCUUUGGUUGAGAGUGCUCCUCACCUGGACAGCUCAGAAGAGGCCAACAAGCUGAGAGCCAGAUGCAGCAAUGGCUGCCCACAGUGUGCACCGAUGUAAGAGCCACUCUGGUUCUCUCAGCUGUUCCUCAGCAGGAAUUUUAAUCAAAGAAGACAAGCAGAAGACAAUCGCCAGUUCAACUACCAGAAAGCCAACCGGUAUAGCUCCUGUGGGUUCACAAACAAUAGAUACUGGAAUUACUGGUGGUCACCCCAACAGGGUGAACGCUAAAACUAAGAAAGAAAGAGAACUGUUUCAUUAUGUUAAUGAAGAGAGGAAGAAUGGAGAGAAGUAUAUUUUUGAAGUAGACAUUUGGUAGCUAAGAACUUCCUAAGGGAUUUGGGAACCUACUCAACCAACGUAGAUUCCUUAAAGACUUCGUUCUAGAACAUUAUUGUUUCGCCGAUAAUGGUUCUGUGUAGUACCAUUUUUAUGUUGUGCCAGUGAACCCAGUUGCCAGAAACAAAUAUGAGUGUUCAUUAAAUGCAAGACGCUUCUACAGCUCUUACCAAGCA